This is a messenger RNA of Lolium rigidum, 1329 nucleotides long. RefSeq lists its product as uncharacterized. The record is from RefSeq and is a predicted model, not a curated record. The transcript is spliced from 4 exons. Bases 1 to 1329 code for a protein of 442 amino acids. NCBI's taxonomy places the organism in Eukaryota, Viridiplantae, Streptophyta, Magnoliopsida, Poales, Poaceae.
AUGGCCUCCAUCAAGAUCACGCUCGCCGUGGACAGGUCGCGGAAUCGCUUCCUGUUCGCCGACGCGGGCUCUGAUUUCGUCGACGUCCUCCUCAGCUUCCUCACGCUCCCGCUCUCCGCCGUACAGUUCUGCGCGGCAGGUGCGUCAUCGCCGGGAUGCCUUUUCAACCUUUGUGACAGUGUCGACCGUCUCAGGGGCAGUGAGCUGCUCAAGGUUGAGGCCUGCCAUGGCAUGCUUCUCACGCCUUCGCACUACCACGAGUGCCUUGGAAUUACAUGCACUCACAAAACCUUUGCCAAGAACCUACCAAAUCAACACAGAGACGGCAAGUCCUGCAAGUGUUGGCUAGUCAUGGCUAGACUUGUGCACGCCUAUGAACAAGCAAGCCCUCGGUCUGGAACGUUUGUGAGAUGUAAGGAACGUUUUUUAAUCACCGACGACUGGACGAUCAAGCCGGCAUCCACCAACACCAUAAAGUCGCUGAUUCACAAGCUCAGUUCCGACGCCGUCUUCCAUGGUUUUGAGGAGGUGGAAGUGUGCGUCAGCUGGGAGAAGGUUGUAUCCAUGCUGAAGGCUUCUCUUUCGUCAGAUACCGUAUUUGCUGAUGUCUUUCUACCAAUGGGAAUUGAUGAUCAGGAUGCUCCUGUCAAUGUGAAACCAGCAAGCGUCGAUCAGAACAUUAAAUUAACUUCAGGAUCUUUAUCACAAAGCAAGAUCAAGCUUUUCUACGACAGGCAGGAGAAGAAGGUCAUGUAUGCUGAAUGCAAGCAUGACUUCGUCGAUCUGCUCCUUGGCUUCUUGACUUACCCGGUGGGCUCUCUGAUAAAAAACAUGACUGACGGUGCUGCCAUAUCUCAUCUUGGCAGCAGCAGGUUCAAAAAUCUGUACACGAGCGCCGUUGAUCUCAACGCUGCUGGAUUCAUAACAGAAGGCAACCGCAAGAAGGCGUUGCUGAAUCCGCCCCUUAGCCCGUUGAGCCAGCGCCGUGAGUGCUUCACCCUCAAAGAAGGCGAUCAACAACCGGAGAACUACAUGGGUCUGUUACCAUAUAGCUCGUGUGAUGACUGUUGUCAUGACCUUGUCGAAGACCGAAGGUAUGUUGUGGACGAUGAUCUACUCAUACACCAGGCCUCUGCGAUGUCGGUCGCGAAGCACUGGUGCAGGAGAGAAAAGGCUAACGUGAUGGACAUGGACAUUACCAUGGGGAAACAUGAGGCUGUUGUGCUACUUCAAGCCAUGCUUACCUCGAAGACAGUGCUGACCGAUGUGUUCAUCGACAGGCUGGAGGCAGUCCUCCCUCCAGAAGAACCCCAGGGCGUAAGACCAUAA